Messenger RNA from Ziziphus jujuba (common jujube), 911 nucleotides. RefSeq names its product non-specific lipid transfer protein GPI-anchored 11-like. The coding region runs from base 81 to 743 and encodes 220 amino acids. The record is from RefSeq and is a predicted model, not a curated record. Gene Ontology annotation, biological process: lipid transport. The transcript has 3 exons. Lineage: Eukaryota; Viridiplantae; Streptophyta; Magnoliopsida; Rosales; Rhamnaceae. Gene Ontology annotation, molecular function: lipid binding.
CAAAACGUUCUGCAUUUUAUUAGUCUAGUCCAUUCUCCUCCAACCAUAGAGGUAGGGAAAAAAGAGAAAGAAAAAAAAAAAUGGUGAUGAGAUUGCUGAUUCUUUCAAGCAUUUUGACAUGGGUUGUGGUGGGAAGCUGUGUGGUCCAUGAAAAUGAGGCUGAAGUACAUGAAAAUGAGAUUGAAGUACAUGAAGAUCUUCAAGCACCAUCAAUGGCACCCUCGAAAGAUUGCUCGGUGGUGAUAUAUGAUAUGGCAGAUUGUGUGCCUUACUUGAGCGAUGGUAGCAAGAAAACAAAGCCUGACCAUUCAUGCUGCUCAGGGUUUGAGACGGUGAUAGAAACCAGUGCUGAUUGUAUUUGUGAAGCUCUAAAGAAAAGUGGUCAAAUGGGUAUCCAAUUAAAUCUCACAAGAGCUAUUGCUUUGCCUAGUGCUUGUGGCGUUUCUGCAUCACCUCUUAAGAAUUGUCACCUCCCCAAUGUGCCACCUCGUUCAAGCCCUGUUAAUCCUCCAAAACCAUCACCAGAAACUGCUCCACCUCCAAAAUCACCGGAGCCACCAUCAUCUUCUGACACGUCAGCACCGACGCCCUCAUCUGGCAAAGGAGGUGGUGGAAAAGCUGCUCAAGCCCCAGCACCAUCUUCGGCUGCACACAUUAAUGGAACUCCUUCACUGGUAGUAUUAGCAGCUUCUUUUGUAGUUAGUGUUAGUAUUUUUAUUCUUGCUUUUGGACACGCCCAUUGAUUUAUGGUAGUUUUAGAGUAAAUUAAACUGUGUUGUUUUAGCUGAUUUAGUUUUUGAUUUUUGGUUUUCAAAUAAUUUGUGGUGACAACUAGAUUCUAGUAUAUUUUGUUGAAAAAAAAUUACAAAUUUAGCUGUCAAAUUAGGUAUUUUUCUUAUUGGUUUUUUGUU